Styela clava is the source of this 2740-nucleotide messenger RNA. RefSeq names its product phosphatidylinositol 4-phosphate 5-kinase type-1 alpha-like. Lineage: Eukaryota; Metazoa; Chordata; Ascidiacea; Stolidobranchia; Styelidae. Gene Ontology annotation, molecular function: 1-phosphatidylinositol-4-phosphate 5-kinase activity. Gene Ontology annotation, biological process: phosphatidylinositol phosphate biosynthetic process. The record is from RefSeq and is a predicted model, not a curated record. Gene Ontology annotation, cellular component: plasma membrane.
UUGUAUUAUACAUUUGUACAUUAGAUAUUCUUUAUAGCGAAUCUAAAGUUACGGAAAGAUACUUAUCAUCAUACAAAAGUGAAUUUGAACAUAAAGGAAUAUGGCGACUGCUGCUGAUCCACCACCUAUAGAGAACAAUGAAAAGACUGGGAAGACAGAUGAUGUUCCGUCAACAUCCAAAUAUCCGAAAGAAAAGAAAAUUGGACAUAGAAGAGUUGAUGCAACCACAGGUCAAACCACGUAUAAAAGGACACCUUCAUCUGCACUGAGUUGUGCCAUUCAACUUGGAAUCAGUCACACAGUCGGUGGAAUUAUUUCUAAACCAGAUAGAGAUGUUUUAUUACAAGAUUUUCAAGUUGUUGAAACAACAGCAUUUCCACAGGUUGGUUCGAACUUAACACCAGCACAUCAUUAUGAAGACUUUCGAUUCAAGACCUAUGCACCUGUUGCUUUCAAGUAUUUUCGAGAAUUAUUUGGAAUCCUGCCCGAGGAUUACAUGUUGUCAAUCAUGGCCAAUCCUCUCACAGAACUCUCAAAUCCCGGUGCGAGUGGAUCUCUAUUUUUUGUAACUCACGAUGAUGAAUUUAUUAUAAAAACAGUUCAACACAAGGAAGCUGAAUUUUUACAAAAGUUAUUACCUGGUUAUUAUAUGAAUCUUGUUCAAAAUCCUCGUACAUUGUUACCCAAAUUUUACGGUCUUUAUUGUAUACAAACCAGUGGAAAAAAUAUCAGAAUCGUUGUAAUGAAUAAUUUGUUACCAAGACAUUUAAAGAUGCACAUGAAAUUUGAUUUGAAAGGCUCAACGUUCAAAAGGAAAGCAUCAAAAGCAGAAAGAGCAAAGAGUAGUCCAACAUUCAAAGAUCUGGAUAUACUCACUGAUUUACCAGACGGUAUAACAAUGGAACAAGACAUCCAUGCUGCUUUCAUGAAAACAAUGCAGAGGGAUUGCUUGGUGCUACGUUCAUUCAAGAUUAUGGAUUACAGUUUAUUACUUGGAAUUCAUUAUAAGGAUAAAGAUAAGCUGCCAAAAGAAGACAAAGGCUCUCAGACAUUGGAUGGGAAUCCAGAGAAACGAAAAUCCAACGCAUCAGAAUUGUCUGAGGGCCCCGGUACAUUAGAAAAGAUGAGCUCAGUGCAUCCAAGACGAAGAGAUCCGUCCAAACGUAACACACCAACGGAUUCUAUUAUGUCAGCAACGUUACUUCGAGACAAAUACACAAAUGAUUUAGAAUUAUGGUCUGGAGGAAUACCAGCUACUUCAUCAAAGGGCGAAAGAUUGCUUUUAUUUUGCGGAGUUAUUGAUAUUUUACAAUGUUACAAGUUAAAAAAGAAAUUAGAACAUACUUGGAAAGCGAUGGUCCAUGAUGCCGACAGCGUUUCUGUACAUCGACCAGGAUUUUAUUGCGAACGAUUUCAGAAAUUUAUGUCAGAACAUGUUUUUAAAAAGGCACCAGGACCAAUCAAAGCGCAACCAACAAAACGACGAGCGCAAACUGCUCGUAGAAUAGAUGGUGCCGGUAGCGCACCAGUUAACCCAUCACCUCUCGCAAGAUCAAAAACAUCACCUGCGCAUAGUGGAAGCAAGAAAUUACAGAGUGAUCGUCCAGAUUUACUUCCAAGCGAAUCUCCUCGACCAACGUAUAAUGACAGUCAAGAAGAAGACAGUGAUACUCAAAGUGGACAUCAAAUUGUUGCAACCAGAACUCCACCUCGUAUGCAAAUAAGAAUGGAUGACCACUCAUCUAACUUCGCUAAUACGUCAUCAAGUCAAGGCACGUCGUAUCAGAAAGUGACGAACCAACAACCACAACGAUUAACAAGUUUUUCCACGAAUCGGUCAAAAGAAACUGAGUUAACAUCGACACCCAUCUCUGCUGGGACAUCUACAACAGUGGCACAAAGUAGUCAGGACGCAAGCGUAACGGCACCGGACCAGGUCAAAUUGCAAUUUGAUGAGGGAAAAGAAGACAAUCUGGCUGGCGGAGAUGCCUCGACGAAAAACAAGACCAAAAACGAUGUUGCACCAACAACAGAGGCUCAAACAACGAGUUUUAGCAUCUCAGAAGCAAACGAAUCAAAAUUAUCAAAUGUGUUGGAAGAAAACGAAACAUCAGUUCAAGAUGAUGAAGAAUCAGAGGAUACUGCGUUUUGAUUAACGAUCUAUAAUGAACUAAUAUUAUAAUUUAUAUUCUAACAAGAGUGGACUGGUAUUGAAGCCACUUUUUUUGAGUCUAUUUUUUAUCCGUGGCCUGGGCUUCGUAAAGGAUUGUUGCAAGAAAUUCUUGAAGCCAUUUCUGUGAUUGAUAAAUAUCAAUGGUUAAAAAUUGAACAUUUUGAAAAAGCCCCCAGUCUGGAGAACACCUAUUGAAACUCUUCCUGCUCUCUUUGGUUCCAUUUGAUGUUUAAUGAAGCAGACGUUUGAUCUGUUAAUUAUAAUAUUGGGUAUAGUAUAGCUGGUCAUGCCCAAAACAUUAUUAUAUUAAAAGGUAUAAGUAAAUUGCAUAAAAGAUUUUAUAAGAUAUUCAGUAAUUUAGCUGCACGCUGAAUCAUAUUGAUGUUCUUAGGAAAUAUUCUAGAGCUGUUGUUCUCGAACUUUUUAAGCCGCGCCCCCUUUUUAGAAUUUGUCAAGUCUUGCGCCCACCUUAAAAAUUAUUCUGAAAAUAUGUUGAUGGAGCAUAAAUAUCCAAAAUAAAGAAAUGUAAAUAUCCUAAUUAAUGCGGGCGAAAUCAAAUCUAAUUCA